This is a messenger RNA of Alternaria rosae, 1717 nucleotides long. RefSeq lists its product as uncharacterized. Lineage: Eukaryota; Fungi; Ascomycota; Dothideomycetes; Pleosporales; Pleosporaceae. The record is from RefSeq and is a predicted model, not a curated record. The coding region runs from base 349 to 1605 and encodes 418 amino acids. The transcript has 4 exons.
CAUGAGAAUAAGCAACGCAGGCUACUGAUUUCGAAUCAUUGCCAUUUCAGCUGCGCCACAUACCACAGAUGAGCAUCACCGACACACCUCAUCUGGUCCAUAACGGCGGCCGCGCUGCUAAUCCCUCUCCUGUCAUUCGUAUCACUCAGCUGGCAUCGUCCUCUGCAUUUGUCCCAUGCAGCUCAUUACAUGACUAUGCAUCAAAGGCCAGAUUCGGGCUCAGCUCGAAAUGCGACCGCGAGAUGUAGUCUUGACUUGCAUUCACUUGCAUGCUCUACUUAGAUACCGCGUCGACGUUUUCCCUCCUGUCUCUUGUUGAACAACCAGCGAAUAGCUUAGAUUCCCGUCAUGGACACUCAGUCGUUCGAGUUCCAGGAGAACUUCUCCUUCUCACUUGUUGAAGGCUUGCCCCGAAAACCUAGCGCGCAACCGUCACGCUUUUGGAAGGCACUAUCAUACACCUUCCUACCCAUCCUGGCCGGAGGGACUGGCAGCCUCGAAGAUGAGGGGCAGGCACUGUUUGUGGCUGCGCAAGGCCAGCCUGGAAUCCCGGAAGGAAGGACGCUACCUCAGGAAGUGACGAACUACCAAGUCUUCAUCAAGACGGAUGUGAUUCAGACUAUCAACCGCCCUUCAUACUCAGCAUCCAACGGGCGGUCGUACUUUGAACUUCUCUACAGGUACCUCCGUUAUGCUACAGCUGGCGCCGAGACUCCGGACAUACGCAACGCUCGAAAGGCGUUGUUUGAUGCAGAAGCGAAGAAGGAAGCAGCGUGGAAAGCCGCUCUACAUGCCUUUCGCCCUACAGCCGCAACGUCCUUCGUGGAUGCAUUGAGUCAUGACAAAGCGUAUCUGGAUGCAUGGAAUGUUGAGCAGCAACGUUUUAACGAAUACAAGUCUCUGCAGACACCAGAAAUGGAAGAUAUGCUGAAGCAGCUCGAUAUUACCAAGUCUGCAAAUGACCGGCUCUUAUACAAGAUCAACAAUACGAUGCCUUGUAUUGGCCUGAGCGAGGAUCAAACUGUGCCAUUGGAACCCUUACAGGUGGACACCAAAGAUGUCUUUUACCGUCCACGCCACUCCCUUAGUGACUAUGAACGACAGUACGCGGCGUGGCUUGGUCAAUCCAAAAUGCUAGCAGGGCCUUACCAUGUUCAUCUGGCCGAGGUGGAUACUCUGACAUGGGCAGGAUUGGGUCAUCCCGACCUUGACCAAGCAAAGCCACUCGACGUCAGCUCUAUUGCAAUGGAUCUAUACAAGAUCAUUGACGUACAGCUGUGGUUCAUGGGUGGGCCUGCCGCAGCUGUCGACGUCGAAAGAGGACUGUGGAACUACCAAGGCUUUCGAGACCUGGGUAAGCUGUCUGAGGAUGCACCCUCAUACUUGCGAGAGCCCUUUUGUAAGACUACAAAAUUGCUGCUUGCUUGGGGUCUGCGCAUGGAGAUCAUGUUUCCGUCUUUCGUGUCUGAAAUGGAUCGUAGAAGCUUCAUUGCGUCUUUGAGAUUUCCGUUUCGACAGGAUGAGCACAACAAGGACAUGUACUUUAGUCAGUCUGGCGCAGACACGUAUCCAGUAUUACUAGCUGCGCUCGCUGAUAUAGUUUAGUAUGCCAAGUAGGCAGAUCGAAUGGUUUCUUCUUGAUGCAACCGUACACUGUUUCAGAUGCUAUGGAUUAAUCAUCAAUUCUACCGAAAAGCUUCACGAGUCAGUCUCAACC